Molecule: messenger RNA, 1611 nt
Organism: Macrosiphum euphorbiae (potato aphid)
Lineage: Eukaryota; Metazoa; Arthropoda; Insecta; Hemiptera; Aphididae
Source: the annotation of a GenBank genome assembly
AUGCUCAAUUCAACUGCCAAGCUGCUCGAACGACUCCUACUCUCCAGGCUAAAUCAACAUCUCGACUUGACCGGACAAAGAUCGGAAAAUCAGUACGGGUUCCGGCACGGGCGGUCAACGGAGGACGCCAUCCAGAGGGUCAUCUCCGCCGCCCGAGGAGCCGCCUCCGGCGCCACCCAACAUCGCGACCUCUGCGUGGCGGUGUCCCUCGACGUGUGCAACGCAUUCAACACCGUUCCCUGGCCGCGCAUCGACGCCGCCCUCAGAAGGAAAAACGUUCCCGCCUACAUAAACCGGACCGUUCGCUCGUAUCUCCAAGACAGAACCCUUCUCGUCGGCGAGGCGUUAACCGCACGCAGGACCACCUGCGGAGUCCCACAGGGCUCGGUCCUCGGACCGUCCCUGUGGAACGCGUUCUACGACGAACUGCUAGACAUCGAUAUGCCGCCCGGAGCGCAACUGCUCGCCUUCGCCGACGACGUGGCCGUCGUAGGAACGUCCCGGACCGGCCCGACCGCAACCGCCCUCCUGAAUCCGGUGCUGCAAACCGUCAGCACGUGGAUGCGCGACAACGGACUCGCAGUCGCGCCACAAAAAACCGAGGCCGUCGUCCUGACCGGGAAGUACGUCUUUACCGACCCAGCCCUACUCGUCGACGGGCACGCCGUCCCAGUGAAAAAGUCCAUACGAUACCUCGGCGUACAGCUGGACACACGGCUGUCCUUCACCGAGCACAUCGCGAACGCGUCAAAAAAGGCAACCAAAUCGGCCAACGCCAUCGGCAGGCUGAUGCCCAACCUAGGUGGACCGGCCCAGGCGAAACGGGCACUCCUGGGGUCGGUCACAAACAGCAAACUACUCUACGCCUCUACUGUCUGGGCCACAAUCGGCGUCAAGCGCGCCAAGAACAGGAACGCAAUGGCCCGCGCCCAGCGCGCCACCGCCCUGCGAACCAUAAGGGCUUACCGUACCGUCUCCGCCGACGCAUCUUCGCUCCUAUCUUCCAUGCUGCCGGCCGAUCUCCUGGCACACGAGAGGGCAAGAGUUAGCGAUCGGCUGAGCGACGCAGGCGAACACAGAACGAAGCAGGCGGUCAAGACCCGCGAGAGGGAGAUUUCAAUCGCAUCUUGGCAGUCCAGAUGGGAUCGGGCCGCACUCGCCCCCGGAGCCGUCGGACGCAGGUGGACCCACCGUCUACUGCCCAACGUAGCCCGCUGGCUGACCAAGCCCCCGAUGGACCUGACCUAUCACCUCACGCAGGCAUUAACCGCGCACGGAUGCUUCAGAAGCUACCUCUUAAGGUUCAACAGAGCAGAGGACAGCUACUGCUGCUACUGCAUGCACCCGGACGACACCGCCGAUCACACCCUGUUCGACUGCCCGAGGUGGGAGGACGAGCGCUCCACCUUGGUCAGGCUGCUCCGACGGCCCCCACGUCCCGCCGAUGUCGAGGAAAUCCUCUGCGGCCCCCGAUCAGACGAUCUACCAGAUGAUCCGGCGGCAAGACUCAGGAUACUAGAGCAGGCAAUGACCAACCGACGCGAACUCACCGGCAUGAUCGAGGCGAUUAUGGCCGCCAAAGAGGAGGACGAACGGGAGGAACAACGAUGA